GGGUUCGAGGAUGUGAUCGCGGAGCCCGAGCUGACCCACUCCUUCGACAAAGUCUGGGUCUGCAGCCACGCGCUCUUCGAGCUCAGCAAGUACCUGAUCUACAAGCUCCUGACGCUGGUCCUGGCCGUGCCGCUUGCCCUGCUUGUGGGGAUCGUCUUCGCGGUGCUCAGCUGCCUGCACAUCUGGAUUGUGGUGCCUUUCGUGAAAACUUGUCUCAUGGUCUUGCCUUCAGUGCAAACUGUAUGGAAGAGCCUGACAGAUGUGUUCAUCGUACCGUUCUUUCAGAGCAUAGGCCGAUGCUUUGCCAUGGUUAAUAUACGCCUGGAGCAAGAGUAA
Messenger RNA from Antrostomus carolinensis (chuck-will's-widow), 336 nucleotides. It is a transcript of the gene CAV2, whose product is annotated as caveolin 2. Gene Ontology annotation, biological process: insulin receptor signaling pathway; caveola assembly; cell differentiation. The annotation marks the transcript as partial. NCBI's taxonomy places the organism in Eukaryota, Metazoa, Chordata, Aves, Caprimulgiformes, Caprimulgidae. The transcript is spliced from 2 exons. The record is from RefSeq and is a predicted model, not a curated record. Gene Ontology annotation, cellular component: caveola; perinuclear region of cytoplasm; cytoplasmic vesicle. Gene Ontology annotation, molecular function: protein kinase binding; molecular adaptor activity.